Dama dama (fallow deer) is the source of this 2668-nucleotide messenger RNA. RefSeq names its product zinc finger protein 892 (gene ZNF892). The record is from RefSeq and is a predicted model, not a curated record. The transcript is spliced from 5 exons. NCBI's taxonomy places the organism in Eukaryota, Metazoa, Chordata, Mammalia, Artiodactyla, Cervidae. Bases 634 to 2202 code for a protein of 522 amino acids.
CAGUAGCCAGAGAGAAAUCCUGGUGGGCGGGUGGCGCCGCCCUCUGCCAGUUACAGUUGCGGAGAGUGAGUGUCCCUCUCGAGGCUGGUUUUGGCUCGGCAGAGCACCUCCGGGGUCGGAGCCCAGAGUAGACACUGAGGAAGCGGCCGCACCUGUGGCGUCCAGGAAGGAGCGCGCCGAAGGACUGAGCACCUGUAGGGACCCAGCACAGCCCCCAGCGCAGAAAGUAGCCUGGCCAGCCGCCCGCGGGGUCCUCUGGGAAGCAGCAUCCGGUGAUGCGCGCCGCGCCCUGCGGAGGAUUCUGGGAAUCGUAGUUCAGCAGCGAGUCCGGGCCGGCGCGACUCAGCCCCGCAGGCUCCUAGAUGCCUUUGUCGCCCGCCAAGCCUACUCAGUGGUGUUCAUGAGGUCGAGCCUAGGGUCCAGGAGGAUUGAGUGCGUCUUCUCUUGAGUCUGAGUGCCCCGAAGGAGGGCCGGGGAGGGCCCCCGGGUGGAGGGCGCCGAGCUGCCCAGCGAGGGUCGCGAGAGCGUUCCCGGGCCUCUAGGUGGGCCGGCGCGGUGGACCCCCGGCCCCUCGCGCGUUCGCCUCUCCCUUUUCCCGCAGUCGUCACCGGCGGUAGCGCGGAGGGAGUCAGCAUGGAGCCGAAGCGCAGAGGGUCACUUUCUGAGGACUCAGACCUUCCUCAGGCUGGAAACCCCAAAGAAAAUGGCCUGACCACUGUGCUGCUGACCCCUGCAUCCCAGGGAUCGAUGAUCAGGGACAUGGCCGAGGCUGUCACCCAGUGGAAACAGCUGAACCCUCCACAGGGAGGCAAGCCUGAGAAGCCUAGGAAUCUGGUCUUGCUCGGGCUUCCAAUUUCCAAGCCUGAUGUAAUUUCUCAGUUGGAGAGUGGGGAGACGCUGGAAAGAAAAGUCUCAAAAGCACCUAAUCCAGACUGGGGUACAGAACCAGAGAGCAAGGAGGUAGCCCCAGAGCAGGACAUUUCUGAAGAAGAAUCAACCCCUGGGGUGUUAGUAGAGAGAUUUCCAAAGGAAAGUUCCAGUGAAUGUGAAGAUUCUUUAAAGAAUCAGCAGGAAAACCAUGAGAAACAUUUAAUACAAGAGGCUGGCCCUCAGACGAAACCUUCUGGGGAGAGAAGCUACCAGUGUGAUGAAUUUGGAAGAAAUUUUAGUCGGAGGUCAUUACUUGUCCAACAGCAAGGAGAGAGCCGACACAGCCGUGAUUCAUUUAAAAAGAACUUGAAGCAAAGUUCAGAUCUAAUGAAACAUGAGAAAAUCUGUGCAGGAAAGAAACCUUGGAAGUGUAAUGAGUGUGAGAAGGCCUUUAGUUAUUACUCAGCUUUUGUCUUGCAUCAGCGAAUUCACACAGGAGAAAAACCCUAUGAAUGUAAUGAAUGCGGUAAAGCCUUCAGUCAGAGCAUACACCUGACUCUGCACCAGAGGAUUCACACGGGAGAGAAACCUUACAGAUGUCACGAAUGUGGGAAAGCCUUCAGUCACCGCUCAGCCCUUAUUAGGCACCAUAUAAUUCAUACUGGGGAGAAACCUUAUGAAUGCAAUGAAUGCGGGAAGGCCUUCAAUCAGAGUUCAUACCUCACUCAACAUCAGCGAAUUCAUACUGGAGAGAAACCUUACGAGUGUAAUGAAUGUGGGAAGGCCUUCAGCCAAAGCACAUUCCUUACCCAGCAUCAGGUCAUCCACACUGGAGAGAAACCCUAUAAGUGUAAUGAGUGUGGAAAAGCUUUUAGUGAUCGCUCAGGCCUCAUUCAGCACCAGAGAACUCAUACCGGGGAGAGGCCUUAUGAGUGUAACGAAUGUGGGAAGGCCUUUGGCUACUGCUCAGCCCUGACUCAGCACCAGAGAACUCACACAGGGGAGAAACCCUACAAGUGCAACGACUGUGCCAAAGCCUUCAGUGACCGUUCAGCCCUUAUCCGCCAUCAGAGAACACACACUGGAGAGAAACCUUACAAGUGUAAGGACUGUGGAAAAGCCUUCAGCCAGAGCUCAUCUCUUACAAAGCAUCAGAAAACUCACACUGGAGAAAAACCCUAUAAGUGUAAGGAAUGUGGAAAGGCUUUCAGCCAGAGUUCAUCCCUUUCUCAACAUCAGAAAACUCAUUCUGGAGGGAAAAUCAGGGAAUAUGGAAAAGCCUUUAGUGAGCAUUCAGCCUUCAACCAGCAAAAGAGAAUUGAUACUGGAUAAAAGCAAUGUAAAUGCAAUACAUUCAGAACAUCCUUACUGAACAAUUACUAUAAUGCUGUGAGGGCUACAAAGGAAUUAAGACUAUGUUACAAAAGAAAUUUAAUUGAGAAGUCAUUGGUGAUAUGGGACAUAGCUUACUCAGAAUGUGAGAGAAGAGUUUCGCAUUUUUUAAAAAUAUCCUGACAGAGGACACUGUGGAUCUCCCUAGGGAGAGAGGAGAGUUAUUUCCAACACCCUGAUGUGUAUGUACGCUGCUGAAUCCUUGCACAGGAAACAGGGUGUGCCAUGAUGGAAAGAGGACAUCUUGACUGAGCUAGACGGUCUCAUAAUGCUAAGGGGAUGACAUUUUAAAGGGAUAAGUGGUCCUUUUAGGCAAAUUGAAGGGGUAGAAAUCAGAGGUUGGCAAUUUGCAUUGUCUGUCCAGAGUUGAGAGUGGUGGUGGAAGAGACAUUGUCCUUGGUCUUAA